AUGACGGAAAAUCUUCACACCCACGCGAGGAGUGGAACUCUCAAUCUAGAGAAACUUGGUCAACUCCUCAUACAAUUCGAAGUUAAUGAUGAGGAUAUCUAUGGUGACACAGCCCUUGAUGUUGCAAUCCGUCACGGCCACGUAGGUGCAGUGAAGCUUCUCCUUCAAGCCGGUGCCGACGCCAAUAGAGUGCCUCCGGGUGGCAAGAGCCCUAUCUAUGCGGCCACUCAAGCCCCAAACAGCGGUCGCAUUGUUGCACUGCUGCUCAAGCACGAUGCCAAGUCGGAUGAGCCAGUCUCAGACCCGAAAGGUGACACUCCUUUGAUGUCGGCGAUCCGACAAGGCACCAGCCCCGAGGCCAUUCGCGCCCUCGUACAGGCAGGAGCAUCUAUGGAUAAGGCCAAUGAAAUUGGCGAGACCCCCAAGAAGCUUGCUGACAAGUCCACCAAUACUGCCGUCCAUAAGGCCAUUCGGCCCAAAGACGAGGCGCCAGAAUGGAAGCCCGAGUUAGAGAACUUUCUCGUGAGCUCUGGAUUAUUCGCUCUAGCCUACUUCAAAAACUUCAAGGAUGUUGGCCUUAAUGCUAUCAACCGUGUUGCUGCAUUGUCGGAACCAACACCAGGCCAAAUCCCAAAUCCUCGGACGACAGAGGAGUUCAAGUCAAACCUUGACAACUUCAUCCAAGCAAAGGGUCUUGAGGACUUCUACCCUACUGGUAGCGAGUACGUGGCUCAGGUAGCCGAGAACUCAGCGAGGAUUCUGAGCAAUUCAGCUUUCCCGGGUGCAACGCCUAGGAACGUGACCAUCAUGUCCCGCCAAGCAUUGUAUAAGCCUGUCUUUUACUGCGAUGACAGUGGCUCUAUGAAGAAUGACAACCGUAUGGAUCGGCAAGCAACCAUGGUUCAACGAAUAGCAAGCCUUAUUACACAGGCUGCGCCUCCAGAGGGCGCCCUCGUCGAUCUGCGCUUCAUAAACAAGAGCGACAAGCUCAAUGACAUCAGUCCCAGUGAUCUUUCCUCGAAGAUGACUUUUACCCCCGAUGGAUCAACCAGGCUGGGCACAAACCUAAAAGACAAAGUUUUGGAAGAUUUCCUCUACGGACCAGUGAAAAAUGGUAACACAUUGAAACGGCCAUUACUCAUCCUGACGGUCACCGACGGAUGUCCAAAUGAGGAGCCUACUUCGACAUACGAAGAUGAGAUUAGAGCAUCACUCAACUUUGUAAGAGCCAAUGGCUACGGAGAAGAAGCCGUCCGAUACGACCUUAGCCAGGUGGGUAAUGCGCCCGAGGCUACCGAAUUUUUGAAAAGCUGGGAGAUGAACAGUCUUGUCCCCCAGAACGUCAAUGUGACUGCUGAGCAUCUGGAUGUUGGCUUCGAGAAUUUCAGAGAGAACGAUGCUGACCUUAACGAUUGGGUAUGA
This is a messenger RNA of Penicillium odoratum, 1422 nucleotides long. Its product is annotated as ankyrin repeat protein. The record is from RefSeq and is a predicted model, not a curated record. Bases 1 to 1422 code for a protein of 473 amino acids. The transcript is spliced from 5 exons. Gene Ontology annotation, molecular function: protein binding. NCBI's taxonomy places the organism in Eukaryota, Fungi, Ascomycota, Eurotiomycetes, Eurotiales, Aspergillaceae.